UUGCUUGCAGCAGCAGCAGCAGCAGCGGAGGCCUGUCGAUGUAGCAGUGACGGUGGUCGUCAGUCGUAAUCACUGCCACUAAUAAUGUGUGCAGUGCAUCACCCACCACCACGUCCACCACCACCUCCUCCUCCGAGCCGCUCUAAAAACCGUUAACUGUCCCCGGUUCGAUCCCACCUCUUAUUACCGCGAGAGAAAAAGGGUGUGUGGGAGAGAUGAGGACUCUGUAGUGAAGCUCUAGAAAGCAUGAUGAUCCAUGGCGGUCGUUGCCGCGACUACUGUCGUCGAGUCUCGACUUCGAUUCCAUCCUAAUCUUUCUUCUGCUUCUGCUUCUUUCUCUCUCACAAACCGUCGUUUCUCUCUCUUUCUUCCUUUCCACUUUUCCUUGGGGCAUUCGUUCAUUCCUCUUCGUUUGAGCCCCUGUUCUUGAGAGCAAUAAAGGGGCAACCUUGUUCGCUGCUAACGCUCGUAGGUUCUGGAGAGGGAGAGGGGAGCCUUGAUCGCUGCAACUUUCUUGGAAGUGGGUUGUUGAGGAAGUCGCAGGUUUUGUGGUCUUCUUGAACCGACCCCCUCCUCUCGGCAGUAAGGAAACGACCUUCGUCGCCGUUGGUCGUGGUGGGUUCUUGAGAACGUCGCAAAUCUUGUGGCCUUCUUGAACCGUCCCCGCGCCUUGUUCUUGAGAAAGAGUACAGUUGUGUUCUUGAGGAAGUCGCAGGGUCUCGUGGCCUUCUUGAAUCCUCGCUGCCUUGUUCUCGAGGGAAAGAGGAACCUCGUUUGCCGCAUUUCGAUCGCUGGUUUUGGUGUGGGUUCUCGAGGAAAGGUCGGGAUGGAGAACGGUGAGCAUUGUUGCGUCAAGGUCGCCGUCCACAUCCGGCCGCUCGUCGGGGACGAGCGGCUGCAGAAUUGCAAGGAGUGUGUCACCGUCGUCCCUGGGAAGCCGCAGGUGCAAAUAGGAACCCAUUCUUUUACCUUCGAUCAUGUCUACGGGGGUACGGGUUCUCCAACAUCAGCCAUGUUUGAAGAAUGUGUUGCUUCACUGGUUGAUGGUUUGUUUCAAGGAUAUAAUGCUACUGUUCUCGCAUAUGGCCAGACGGGGUCAGGGAAGACAUACACCAUGGGGACUGGAUGCAGAGAUGGUUCCCAUACUGGGAUUAUCCCACUAGUUAUGAAUGCACUAUUUAGCAAGAUUGAUGCCUUGAAGCAUCAAGUGGAAUUCCAAUUGCGUGUCUCAUUCAUUGAGAUUUUGAAGGAAGAAGUGAGAGACUUGCUAGAUUCUGCAACUGUUGGCAAACUUGAGGCUUGUAAUGGACAAGUAGGGAAGGCGGCAAUACCUGGGAAACCUCCUGUACAUAUACGUGAGGGUUCAAACGGUGUAAUAACACUUUCUGGGUCCACUGAAAUUGAUGUUAGCACUCGAAAGGAAAUGACUGGAUGUCUAGAGCAAGGUUCAUCGAAUCGUGCAACUGGAAGCACAAACAUGAACAACCAGUCAAGUCGUUCCCAUGCCAUCUUCACAAUCACAUUGGAGCAGAUGCGCAAACUUGGCCCAAUUUCCACUGCUGACAGUGCUCCUAUUGGGGAUAUAACUGAUGAUUAUCUUUGUGCAAAGCUCCAUUUGGUAGAUCUUGCUGGAUCAGAGCGUGCUAAGAGAACAGGUUCAGAUGGUCUCCGAUUUAAAGAAGGGGUUCAUAUCAACAAGGGUCUCUUAGCUCUUGGCAAUGUCAUAAGUGCUCUUGGAGAUGAGAAAAAGCGUAAAGAAGGUGCCCAUGUUCCUUAUCGUGAUAGCAAACUUACUCGACUCUUGCAGGACUCUCUUGGUGGAAAUAGCAGGACUGUAAUGAUAGCCUGUAUCAGCCCAGCUGAUAUCAAUGCAGAGGAAACACUCAACACAUUGAAGUAUGCUAACCGUGCUCGCAAUAUUGAGAAUAAGCCCAUUGUCAACAGGAACCCAAUAUCAGAUGAGAUUCUAAGGAUGCACCAACAUAUCGAAUACUUGCAAGCAGAGCUAGCCUGUUCUCGUGGUGUAGGAACUGAAUCUGAUGAAGUCCAGACUCUUAAAGAGAGAAUCUCUUGGCUGGAAGCUACCAAUGAAGAUCUUUGUAGGAAACUCUGCGAGUACCACGGUCAACAAGCUAGUGAGCAUUUCGAAAGAGAUUUUCAAAAAGGUAGAACCUGCUUUGUGAAAGCAGAAGGGCUGAAGAGGAGCUUGCAAAGCACAGAAAGCUUACAUUUCCAGCUGGCUAAGAACCUCGGAGGUGAUAGUUUGAAGGAAUUUGAUGAAGAAAUAGCCAAAGAAUGGGAAUACGAAAUGUUGCAAGACUCCAUGGGCAAGGAGUUGAAUGAGUUAAAUAGGCAACUGGAGCAGAAAGAGUCUGAGAUGAAAACUUUUGGGGGAUGUGACACUCUUGUUCUCAAGCAACACUUUGGAAAGAAGCUCAUGGAGUUUGAGGAAGAAAAAAGAACAGUGCAGCAAGAGAGAGACAGGCUGUUAUCUGAAGUGGAAAACCUUUCUGCUAACUCUGAUGGACAAAUGCACAAAUUGCCAGAUGACUACCUGCAGAAAUUAAAGACCCUAGAAGCACAGAUUAUAAAUCUCAAGAAGAAACAAGAGAACCAAGUUCAACUUCUAAAGCAAAAGCAAAGGAGUGAUGAAGCAGCAAAGAAGCUGCAAGAUGAAAUACAAUUCAUUAAGGCUCAGAAGGUUCAAUUGCAACAUAAGAUAAAACAAGAGGCAGAACAGUUUCGGCAGUGGAAGGCUUCUCGUGAGAAGGAACUUCUACAGUUAAGGAAAGAGGGAAGGAGAAAUGAGUAUGAACGUCGGAAACUGCAAGCAUUAAAUCAGCGACAAAAAAUGGUUCUUCAGAGGAAGACAGAAGAGGCUGCAAUGGCUACCAAGAAGUUGAAAGAGUUGCUAGAAGCUCGAAAAUCCUCAGCACGAGAAAACCCUGUCAUUGCUAUUGGUAAUUCAGCAAUAAUUCAGAUCAAUGAGAAGUCCUUGCAACAGUGGCUUGAUCAUGAGGUUGAAGUUUUGGUACAUAUGCAUGAAGUUAGGGAUGAAUAUGAGAAACAAUGUCAAAUGAGAUCGACCUUGGCAGAGGAGCUUUCUUUUUUUAAGCAAGAGGAAGCUUUGUCUGGGAGUGCUAGUCCUCCAAGAGGAAAGAACGGAAGUUCUAGGUUAUCGUCUAUGACCCCUAAUGCACGAUUAGCGAGAAUUGCUUCACUAGAGAACAUGGUGACCAUCUCAUCGAAUACACUUAUAGCAAUGGCUUCCCAGCUUUCGGAGGCGGAGGAACGUGAACAUACAUUUGCAGGACGUGGAAGGUGGAACCAAUUGCGGUCCAUAGGAGAUGCAAAGUGCCUGCUCCAGUACAUGUUUAAUGUUGCUGCAGAUGCAAGAUGCCAACUAAGGGAGAAGGAACUUCAUAUCAAGGAACUAAAAGAGCAAUUGAAUGAGCUCAUCGGUCUUCUUCGACACAGUGAAGCACAGAGAAAAGAAAUGGAGAAAGAGCAAAAAUUGAGAGAGCAUGCUAUUGCAAUUGCACUAGCCACAUCAUCUCCGAUGAAUUCAAAUGGUUCACUGAAGCAUUGCAUAGAUGAAACGGGAACCCCUCUGUCUCCUAUAGCAGUUCCAGCACAGAAACAACUGAAGUACACUGCUGGCAUCGUAAGUAGCCCCGGCAAUGGGACUGCAGCAUUUAACAAUCACCCAAUGAAGAAGAUGGUCCCGAUCGGGCAUUUAUCGAUGGGGAAGAAACUGGCAGUCAUAGCACAAGGAGGAAAGCUUUGGAGAUGGAAAAGAAGUCAUCAUCAGUGGCUGCUGCAAUUCAAGUGGAAAUGGCAGAAACCAUGGAGAUUGUCCGAGUGGAUCCGUCAUAGUGAUGAAACACUAACGAGGGCUACGAGGCCUAGAACCCAUCAUCCUCUUCGGAAUAUAAUGUGAUACAAAAGAGCACAAUUAAUGUCAGAACCAAAUCAACCCAUAGCAACAGCACAAUUAAUUCUCGAGUUUUC
Musa acuminata subsp. malaccensis (wild Malaysian banana) is the source of this 4011-nucleotide messenger RNA. Its product is annotated as kinesin-like protein KIN-4A. NCBI's taxonomy places the organism in Eukaryota, Viridiplantae, Streptophyta, Magnoliopsida, Zingiberales, Musaceae. Gene Ontology annotation, cellular component: microtubule associated complex. Gene Ontology annotation, biological process: mitotic spindle organization; spindle elongation; microtubule-based movement. The record is from RefSeq and is a predicted model, not a curated record. Gene Ontology annotation, molecular function: microtubule binding; ATP binding; microtubule motor activity.